Messenger RNA from Fundulus heteroclitus (mummichog), 1696 nucleotides. RefSeq lists its product as uncharacterized. The coding region runs from base 37 to 1443 and encodes 468 amino acids. Lineage: Eukaryota; Metazoa; Chordata; Actinopteri; Cyprinodontiformes; Fundulidae. The transcript has 13 exons. The record is from RefSeq and is a predicted model, not a curated record.
GAUGUGUCAUUUGAUCUCGGAUGUUUUAAGCAACUUAUGAAGAACGGACCCCCCGCCUGUGUUUGUUUUAAUACCAAACCUCCCGCUGUUUUCCCUGCCAAAUUAGAGAUGCCUCGCGGCAAAGGUUUUCGCCGUACACAAGCCUUUAAAAGGAAGAUGGAAGACCCCAAACCACUGGAUGUCGAAAUCAAAGUUCAAGAAAGCACGUUUGUGGCUUGUCAAGGAACAGGAACGCGGCAUAGAAGUAGACCUUGGCCGACCUCUUCUGCCAACAAUACCUGCAAACUGGUCAUUCCACCAGAAUCAAAAGACAAGAAAUUUGUCUUUCUUAUCGGAGACUCUCAUCUAAGGGCUAUUGUGGAUGGAUUUGCUCCUAUUAAAGAAGAGAGUCUUUAUUUUGGUUUCUUGGCUGUCCCUGGAGGAGCAGCGUUGGACCUGAGAACCGAAAUCUUGAAUGCUGUGAUACCACGAAUACCUGAUUUAGUCUGUUUGUUAGCUCCAAGCAACACUUUGAAGAGAAGCACCGUUGUCAGUGAAGCUGGGAAACAGUUUAAAAAGCUCCUAACAACUGUUUGCACACUUUUUCCGAAGGUGUUUGUGUUGGAUUUCCCUCCAAGACUAAACGUGGAUCCUCAGGUUCAGUCUCUUUUACGACAAGAAUUCCACAGAGUAUCGGUGCAAUUGGGUGUCUCAUACAAAUCAGUUGCUGAGCUGUUUCCAAUGAGAAAACUGCACCUGUGGAGCAGAGAUGGGGUACACCUAAGUGACGAUGAUGGGAUGAAAAUCCUAAAUAAAGCAAUAUAUGAGGCCUCACAUGAGCAGAUUCACAAGACAACUGCAGAGACGGAGGUGAUGCCCACCAUGUCAUGCUCUCCUCCAAAGAUGCUUGAGCAGGUUCCCAAGCCAACUGCUGAAAAAGUCUCAAAGUUGCUUUGUACACCUGAGGUUCCAGUUGUGGCCCCACAAGAUCCCUUUGAAUGGAACAUUGUCGGAUCUCACAAUAAGACCUUUCCAGCUUCAAGUAAACAAGAAAGCUGUACUUCGCCAAAGAGAGUACUCCAUUUAAAGGUGGAAGAACAAAUGGACUUUUCUGUGGAGCUCAAUCCAAAGUGGUUUGAUGGUGAAAUGCUGGAAAUAUUGGGGGAUGGCAACACACCAACUUUUGGAGAUGCUUCUAUUGCGCCAUUUAAAAAAACUAAGGCUUCUCCAACUUCAAGCCAACAUCAAAGCUGUGCUUCACCAAAGAAAGCACCACAUCUACAGGUGGAGGAAGAAUUGGAGCAGUUUUCGGUGGAGCUGAAUCCAACUGCACCAUUUCAAAAAACAAAGGGCUGUGACAGACUAGUGGCUGGUGGGGAAACUGUCACCAAAAACGGUAAGAGAAGUCUUCCUGACCACACACUAAUUACAAGAGGAGACCGUGAAACAGCACAGCAAAGAUAAAUAUGCGAAUGAUCCCGAGUUUCAGGAGAACGUGAAACAGCACAGCAAAGGUAUAAAUGUAUAUAAAUAUAAACAUCAAACAGACUUUAAAGAAGCUGUCAAACAGAGAAGCAAAGACCAUUAUGCAUCCAUGAGUAAAGAAUCUAAAUUGGAGUUACAAGCCAUGAAUGUUGAAAGGUAUAGAAACAAUUCUCCCCAUCGUAAACGAAUAAAACUUUACCACAAGGAAUUGUAUAAUAUCAGUAUCGAUCAU